GAAGAGAUGUUUUUUUUCUAUAGACUUUGUAGUAGUACCAUACUCCUCCACUCCCAACAAAACUAUUAGACCCUUCUCUUUUACUCCAAAACCAAAAAAUAAAAACAACAAAAUUCGCCAAAUAUUAAACACGCACACACACAGUGGAGAAAGAAAACAGCCAAAGCAAAGGAGGCAAGAAAACCUUUUCACACCAAACACCCAGAGCUGAAUAAGCCUUUUCUUUUCACACACAUACAAUACAUACGCACAAAUCUCUGUUUCUUAAAUCAUCGUCAUCACCUUCAUCAUCAUCAUCAUCAUCGCGAUUAUACAGAUAUUUAUCCGUAUAGGGGGGAAGAGUGUGUGUGUGUGUGUUUGUGGCGGUGGGUGGGCAGAGAGGAAAGAAUUGGGAGGAAAUUAUUGGAAGGAAGGAAGAAAAAAUGUCUCAGAACGGGAAAUUGAUGCCCAACUUAGACCAGAACAGCACAAAGCUGCUUAAUUUAACGGUGCUUCAACGAAUCGAUCCCUUCGUCGAAGAGAUUCUCAUCACCGCUGCUCAUGUCACUUUCUAUGAAUUCAACAUCGACAACAGCCAAUGGAGUCGGAAGGAUGUGGAAGGAUCUCUCUUUGUAGUCAAGAGAAAUACUCAACCUCGGUUUCAGUUUAUUGUAAUGAACCGGAGAAAUACAGAUAAUCUGGUAGAAAAUCUCUUGGAAGACUUUGAGUUUGAGAUACAGGUUCCAUAUUUAUUGUAUCGUAAUGCGGCUCAGGAAGUUAAUGGAAUAUGGUUCUAUAAUGCACAUGAAUGUGAAGAGGUCGCCAAUCUUUUUACCAGAAUACUGAAUGCAUAUUCCAAGGUACCGACCAAGACCAAAGUAUCUUCUACAAAGAGUGAAUUUGAGGAACUGGAAGCUGUCCCAACUAUGGCUGUUAUGGAUGGUCCGCUGGAACCUCCAUCAUCAACUUCUUCUACUGUCCCAGAUGUUCCUGAUGAUCCUUCCUUUGUGAACUUUUUCAGUACUGCUAUGAAUAUUGGCGCUGCGCCGAAUGCAACUGUUGGUGGUCAGCCUUAUCAUAUGUCUGUUCCAGUUCCUCCAACUUCUCGCCCUCAAGGGCCAGUAAUGCCUGCUAUUGCCAACAUGCGAGUUCCGUCUCCUCCUCUGUCAACCACCACCCCCUUGAUGCCUCUGCUUGACAACCCUGAACCCGCGAUGGAUGCUCACAGAUCAGCUAACUUGGUGAAGCCAUCAACCUUUUUUGGGCCCCCUCCUUCCUCUCCUCUGAUGGUACCACCCGUGGUUUCAUCUACACCUACUGCUCCUCCACUUAAUCCUCCUGGCAGUCUCCAGCGGCCUUAUGGUACUCCUUUACUGCAACCAUUUCCACCACCGACGCCCCCGCCAUCUCUUACACCGACAGCUGCUACUUCAUCUAACGUCAUGCCUGCUAUUACGAGAGAGAAUAUCCGCGAGGCACUUCUGGUGCUUGUUCAGGACAAUCAAUUUAUUGACAUGGUUUACAGGGCGGUGCUGAAUGCGCAUACAUCGUGACCGACCAACUGCUGUUAUUUCUUGGAGUUGAUGCUUAUUGUGCAUUAUUUAGGUUAAAUGUAUGAAUCUUAUUUGGUACUGAGAAACACUGUAUAGAUGUUAAUUUUGUUUAUUCUUACAUCUGACUACUGAUUUCAUCGGGAGUGGUUUUGUCAAGUUUUGAUGGUUUAAUAGCUUCUUCCUAGUCUAUAUACAUAUGACUGUGUAUGUCUUUCUAAUUAUUUAGUCACUUGGUACCGGAGUCUCGAGCAUAUUUGACUUGAAAGUUAGGAGAGGGGUUGGUGGUGGCAACUCUAGAGAAUUUGCUUUUGUACCAACCAGAAUGUAAUCAAGUUCAAUCUGGAAUGUGCAAUGAAAAAUAGAAAACAGAUUCUUGAUACAAA
This is a messenger RNA of Oldenlandia corymbosa var. corymbosa, 1915 nucleotides long. The record is from the annotation of a GenBank genome assembly. NCBI's taxonomy places the organism in Eukaryota, Viridiplantae, Streptophyta, Magnoliopsida, Gentianales, Rubiaceae.